CGAAAGGUCGCCAGGAGAUGUGUAUAAGGAUUUUAGGGAGUCUGUGUUCCGGAUACUGGGUACUCAAGACAAUCCACCUGUUUUUAUUAAUGGCAAGGCGGCUCCUGUACCCAACGACGUUGUCACCACAGAACUUCCAACCGUGUCUGGAGGAACCGCAAGUCAGGCAUAUUCGAUGGCUGAACCUUCAUCUCCUCCACGACCUCUUACCAGGACCAUUCAUCCGGCUCAAGUUCCAUCGUCACAAGAUCGACCUCAUACUCAGGUAAUAAGUGUGCAUCCAGGGGAGGGUCCCUCACCUCCAGCAAAAACAGCGACGACGUCCAGGACACCAAAAUCCUCUUCUCAAGGGAUGCUACAACGACAUGGUAGAGGGGCACCCUCAGCUCUGUGGGUCAUUGGAGGUCCUGGAAGCAAUAAGGCAACACUUUGUGCAUCAGCUGCCAGAGAUAUAGGCUGGGGGCAUGCGAGCUUAGGAAGGGCGCUCAGGGAAGCGGUAGAUACUGCAACUCAGGAACAGAGGAGAGAUCCAGAGAUUAAGAAGAUUCGAGAGUGCAUUAGCAACGGAGAAAUGGUACCGAAGGAUAUUAUUAUGAAGUUCAUUAAUAACCUCAUGAACGAAAAUACGGACAAGGAGGGCAUCAUAAUAGAUGGCUUUCCUAGGGACAUGGACCAAGCUAGAGAGUUUGAGAUGAAGGUAGGUUGUAUUUAUGUUUUCUGGAAUAAUCAUUACCUAUAUUUCUGA
Messenger RNA from Acanthoscelides obtectus, 745 nucleotides. NCBI's taxonomy places the organism in Eukaryota, Metazoa, Arthropoda, Insecta, Coleoptera, Chrysomelidae. The record is from the annotation of a GenBank genome assembly.